This is a messenger RNA of Aphis gossypii (cotton aphid), 2599 nucleotides long. RefSeq lists its product as uncharacterized. The record is from RefSeq and is a predicted model, not a curated record. Lineage: Eukaryota; Metazoa; Arthropoda; Insecta; Hemiptera; Aphididae.
GUUCAAAAUAAUUAUUACUUAAAACGUUGAACAGACGUAUACCAUAAGACAACGUCUGGUUAUACGAAUAAUCACGUAAUACAUUUUUCAACUUUUUGCUACUCCGAUUACAGGCGAAAUAAUGGACGUACGUACUUUGACCAUAGACCCUUUUUGAAUUCUCGUACAUAAAAAGACCAGAAUCUCGAGUUUUGUAAUGAUAAAACGAAAACACAAAAUCAAAAAUAUACGUAACUACGUAAUUUUUUAAGUACAAAAAACACAUGAAAAAUCAUAACUCCCAAACCAAAAGUCAGAUAACCUCGAUCUUGGUACCCAUCGAUACGGCAAAAAGUCCUUUAUAACAUCCGACAACAAAAAACAGCUCGCCAAGGCCAAAAUAUAAGUGUCCAUGCCCCAUGGCGAAAAAGUAUAUUUGAUGAUAUUAAGCUAUUCCUGGAAUUAUUACGAUUGCAACAAUGCCGAUAACAACUACAGUGCGAUGGAAAAUAUAUGCGAAUGUAUUUAUUGUUAUGCGACCGGUUGUUACUUGUUCUAUACACCCGUAUGGGUUGCUCGUAAAAAUAGAACAAAUAUAUAAAAUUCUCACAAAUUAUAAUCAAUGUACAAUCCGUCGGGUUUCAUUAAUACGCAUACGCUGUUUAUGCUGUCUGUUGAACACUGCUCUUAACGUACAACAGUAACUUCGUCGUUUUAAUUUGUUUUAAUGCAAUUUUAAAAAAUGGAACACCAACAAUAUCAUUACAAAUCAAACGGUACUAAAAACAAUGUUGAAUAUUAUACUUGCUCCAGUCCAAAUGUCACCUGUAAUGGUACAAUUAAGAGGAAAAUUGAUGGAACAAUUGUUUGCGGUAAAUCACACACCCAUGAACCAUUUCUUCAAACAAUUGAAAAAAAAAAAUUUCGGAAGGUACUUAUUGAUAGAGCAGAAUCCGAGACUCAACGUUUGAAAAUUAUCUAUGAUGAAGAAGCUAUCAGAAAUCCAAAUAUGGCUUACACCUAUCCUUGGACAUCAGCCGAGUCAUCAAUGCGUAAGGCAAGACGUGCACAUGUUCCGGUACUACCUGAAACUCUUAAUGCUUUGGGAGAGAUGUUGGAAGAACAGGAAAACUUGAUUCAAUGCAAGGGUCAUCGAUUUUUUCAGGAGUGUAUAGUAGAUGGCAAUGGGCAAGCUUAUGUUAUGUUUGCCUGUUCAGAGGUCAUCAAUGAUGUAAUUUUAAAUGAAGGUACGGAAUUGCAUGCUGAUGCAACUUUCAAAGUCAUACCAUCUAUGCCCAAAUGCCGGCAGUUGUUUAUAAUGCAUAUCAUUAUUCAAAAUCACUCUGUUCCAAUAUGUUAUAUUAUAAUGGAAAGUAAAACUCAAAAUGCUUAUCUAACGGUAUUAACGAGUUUUAAAAGUAUUUUUCCAAAUGUCAAGCCUUCAGUUAUAAUGACUGACUAUGAAGUUGGAUAAAAUUCAUUUUCAAUUGUAUACCCUGAUGCCAUUUUAGUUUCGUGCUGGUUCCAUUAUGUACAGAGUUUGUGGAAAAAUAUAAAAAGGUUGCAUUAUACAACAUACAUAAGGGACAAUGAACUAGCAAAAAAAUGUUUAAAAAUGGUGAUGGCACUUGCAUUGCUUCCUGCAGAACAAAUUGAGUUGGGCUUUCAAGACGUAAAGACAUAUGCUAGAAUGAAUAAUGUAAACUUGGCAAGGUUUUUCACUUAUUUUUCUAGGCAUUGGAUUAACCGGACAGGGCCAAAUGUUUUUUCAGUAUACGGUCAAGCUAGGCGCACCAACAACAACAUUGAAAGCUUCCAUGGUAAAAUGAAAGAUAAGCUUCAAGUAUGUCAUCCGAAUCUAUGGAAAUUUCUGGAUCAUCUGAGUGGUUAUAGUAAAUUACAACAUAUUAUUAUUGAACAACUAUCAAGAGGGAUGCAAGUUACAAGAUCAGUGAAGACUAAAUAUAUCCUGAACUCUAAACGAAUAAAAAUAGCUUCAGAUCAACUAGAACUGGGAAUUUUGACCAGAAAUGAAUUUUUAGUGAAAUGCUCACAUACGGUUGAUGGUUAUAUUUUAAGAGAGGGUAAUUGGAACAGAAAUGUCAAUGAUGAAUUUUUAUCUUCAGAUGAUGAUGACAUUGCUCCCUUACCAUUGCAACAAAUAAAUGAACCAAACAUCGUUUUAUUUGAAGAACCUGAGGUAUUAGAUAUUGGUCCAGUCGUUGAUGUUCCCAUUGCUGAAGUCUUAGAAGAUGAACAAGAACUUGAGAUUGAAGACGAUUCAAUUGUUGAACAUGUUAAUAUUGUAAACGCUCCAAAUCAGGACAAUAGUGAAGAUGAAAAUGACUUUAUUGUACCAGAAGAUUUAGAAUUACGAAUUUGGGAGAAUAUUUAUGGACCCUUUGAAGAAGCGGAAGAAAUUCCAUUUGUUCAAGUGCCUGAGAACAUAGAGCAAUAUCGUGUAACACCCAACGAAAAUCUCUGUAUUAUAUGUUUUGAGAGUUUGGCAACUCAUGCACCUGUACCUUGUGGCCAUAAGGUCAUGUGUGAAAAUUGUGCAUCUCAACUUGACAGACAGCGUUGUCCUCUGUGUAAUACAGAUUUUCUUUUAAUAAUCAGA